AGUAAUUGUUUUAGGAAACUAAAUAAUUGUUACUAUUUGUUGAAAAAUAAGUCUAACUAUGAUUAUGUCAGGUUAUAUUGUAAUUACAUUGUUGGUUGUGAUGACAGUACUCGGUGGCAGUCAAUCAUCGGUAGUAAAACCGCAAAAUAAAUUGUCUCAAAUGACUAUUGGUCAACAUCUUGGAUCAAUUAUGAUGACUAAAUCAAACAAUAAAAUAGCAUCCAUUGGCAACAUUACUAUUGGCAAACAUAUUGGAUCAGCCAUUAAAUACGAUACAGACAUUAAAGUAGAUAUAACAUGUACUCAAGGUUUGCCAGGUUAUGAUUGUUGCAAAAAAAUCAAAGACGACGCCAUUAAGUGUAUUGAGGGUAAACUACUUGUGCCCACUGAGGAGGAAAUUAGAAACAUGACAUCCGAUGAUAUUACUAAAUAUAGUUGUUGUGCUAUAACUCUAAUGACUGACUGUAUACUAGACAAUGCUCGGUAUUCAUGUUCGGUUGAUGAUUACAAGCUAUACAAAGAAGCAAUUGAGCAGGGUAUUAAUGAAACAAAUAAAGUUGCAUGUGCCAAUCACAAAAUUGUACCGGGUAAAAUUGAUUAUUGUUCACAAACCACACCAACUGUUCCAACCACUGCUAUCCCAAUCCCAGUCAUAACUGGCGGUCCAAUCGGUGGUAACAAUAAACAAAGUAUUUUAACAAAUGCUUUAUAUAUUAUUGCAUCAAAUAUUUCAGUUUUUAACAAGAGUUAG
Oppia nitens is the source of this 751-nucleotide messenger RNA. RefSeq lists its product as uncharacterized. NCBI's taxonomy places the organism in Eukaryota, Metazoa, Arthropoda, Arachnida, Sarcoptiformes, Oppiidae. Bases 59 to 751 code for a protein of 230 amino acids. The transcript has 2 exons. The record is from RefSeq and is a predicted model, not a curated record.